AUAUAUAUAGCGUGAAUAUACUGAGGUCAACUUAACUUCCUCCCAAAUGCUCCCAUCUUAGGUACACUCCGUCCUUCAUUCGCAAUGCCUUCUUUUCUCACCCCCCUCCGCCCCGGAGUCUAUGCUCCGACUAUGACCUUCUUUAACCCCGACACGGAAGAUCUCGAUAUCCCAGUCAUCCGGAAACAUGCUGUCCGUCUCGCCAAAGCUGGUCUGGUUGGCCUGGUCUGCAUGGGCUCCAACGGUGAAGCCGUCCACCUCACUCCCCAGGAACGCCAGACUGUCAUUCGCGAGACUCGCUCCGCCCUCGACGAGGCUGGCUUCCAGAACGUCCCCGUUAUCGCGGGAGCCAGCGAACAGAGCAUCCGCGGCACCAUCGAGCGCUGCAAGGAAUGUUUCGAUGCUGGUGCGGAAUAUGCCCUGAUCGUGCCCCCCAGCUACUACCGCUAUGCCGUGGGCAACGACGAGACCCUCUACGAGUUCUUCACGGCCGUUGCGGACGGCUCCCCCAUCCCUCUGAUCCUCUACAACUAUCCCGGGGCUGUCGCGGGCAUCGACAUGGAUUCGGAUCUCAUCAUCCGUAUCUCCCAGCACCCCAACAUCAUCGGAACCAAAUUCACCUGCGCCAACACCGGAAAGCUCACCCGUGUCGCACGCGCCAUGCACGCCAUCACCCCUCCAUCCCCCCUGGCUCCCGCCGCCGCCGCCGCCGCCGCCGUCCCUGUCACCAAGACCGCCGCGAACCACCCUUACGUCGCGUUCGGCGGGAUUGCCGACUUUACCCUGCAGACGCUGGCCUCGGGCGGGUCGGCCAUCUUGGCUGGUGGCGCCAACGUCAUCCCCCGGCUGUGUGUGCAGGUCUUCAACCUGUGGAGCGCGGGUAGAUUCCAGGAGGCCAUGGAGACACAGGGCUUGCUCAGUGCUGCGGAUUGGGUGCUCACAAAGGCUGCUAUCCCGGGCACUAAGAGUGCGAUCGAGUCUUACUAUGGGUAUGGCGGCUACCCCCGCCGGCCUCUGGCACGCCUGAGUGACGCCCAAGUGCAGGCUGUUGCGGAUGGGAUCAAGGAGGCCAUGACAGUGGAGCAGUCCCUGCCUGAUGUUGCUUAAGCGGGCGAACCGCAAAGAGGAACAGAAAAAGAGAACCUAACCAAUUAAUUACCUACUCUGAAUUUUUCUCUUUUUGUAGAAUAUUUCCCUUGCGCGGGGGGGAUUAGCCAAUAUGAAUCUAAUCCGCAAUUUGCCCCCUCUCGUCCGAGAAAUUCGAAACGCUAUAGGUGGACAAACUCGCCCGAGUCGCCGGUUGAAUUGAUCCCGUGUAUGAGAUUGCAGUAUUCCUGAGGGAACUACCUAAACAGAAAACAGGUGGCGUGGGAUAGGCGGCGCGCAACAUCGAUAAUUGUCACGAUGUCUGCAUUCUGGACUUGUGACUCGGAUGGAAUAAUAAUUGUUGUUGCGAUGAUCCGUCCCCCCCCCCCCCCCC
This is a messenger RNA of Aspergillus ochraceoroseus IBT 24754, 1480 nucleotides long. RefSeq names its product dihydrodipicolinate synthase family protein. Gene Ontology annotation, molecular function: 4-hydroxy-tetrahydrodipicolinate synthase activity. The record is from RefSeq and is a predicted model, not a curated record. The coding region runs from base 85 to 1107 and encodes 340 amino acids. The transcript has a single exon. Lineage: Eukaryota; Fungi; Ascomycota; Eurotiomycetes; Eurotiales; Aspergillaceae.